Molecule: messenger RNA, 3233 nt
Organism: Scomber japonicus (chub mackerel)
Lineage: Eukaryota; Metazoa; Chordata; Actinopteri; Scombriformes; Scombridae
Gene: prkcha
Product: protein kinase C, eta, a
Exons: 14
Coding region: 377-2413 (678 amino acids)
Biological process (GO): protein phosphorylation
Molecular function (GO): ATP binding; diacylglycerol-dependent serine/threonine kinase activity
Source: RefSeq, a predicted model, not a curated record
UGCACGCGCUCUGUGACAAGUUAUGCGGAACUUGUACCUCCUUCUCUGCAUGUCUAUUGUGGCUUCCUUUUUACUGAAACUUGUAGAAACACUUUACAGCCAGACGGCACGGCGAUUUGGAGGCAAGCAGAAAGAGUGUGAGCUGUGAGGUUGGAGGUCAGGAAGCACAAGUGGAGUCAGUAUGAGCGCGUCAAGACGCAAGAGUUGACUCCAAAUUGAAAGGGUAUGGAGUGUAAUUUAUGAAUUUGCAGCACUGUUAUUGGUCAGUGUUGAUGUGAAGUGUGCGUCAAGACUUUUUUUUAAUGUUUGUUGCUUUUUUUAUAUAGACUUUUUUUUUGCUUCAGUGUUUUUACUCUCCGCAUAAAGGUACAAAAAAAUGAAGUUUAACGGUUAUCUGAAGCUGCGCAUCGGCGAGGCAGUGGACCUUAAGCCGACCACUUUCUCACUCCGCCACACUGUCAUCUUCAACAAGACUCCCGCAACCCUUGACCCGUACAUUGUGGUGAAGGUGGACGACUUCAAAAUUGGACAAACUCACACCAAACAGAAAACCAACAUGCCUACUUACAACGAGGAGUUCUGCCUCAACGUGAACGAAGGGAAAAAUAUUGAGCUCGCUGUUUUCCACGACACUCCGCUCGGAUAUGAUGACUUUGUGGCCAACUGCAUCAUUCCGUUUGAAGAUUUCAUUAAGACUUCCAACACAGGAGAGACUUUCGAUGGAUGGAUGGACUUGGAGCCAGAGGGAAAGGUCUACGUCCAUAUUACACUCACCGGAUCCUUCACAGAUGAAGACGCCACAGUGAAAGAGAAGACCUACAAGCAGUUUACGAGGAAGCGGCAGGGGGCAGUGAGACGGAGAAUCCAUCAGGUCAAUGGGCACAAGUUCAUGUCCACUUUCCUUCGCCAGCCCACUUUCUGUUUCCACUGCAAAGAGUUCAUCUGGGGUGUUUUUGGAAAGCAGGGUUAUCAAUGCCAAGUUUGUACGUGUGUGGUUCACAAACGAUGCCAUCAGCAUGUUGUCACUGUGUGUCCACGGAUGAAGAAGACAGCAAAGGAGCAGCCUAUAAACCAAGGCUUCAGCAUCAAUGUCCCUCACAAGUUCAACAUCCACAACUACAAGUCGCCCACCUUCUGUGACCACUGUGGCUCACUGUUGUGGGGGAUAGUCAGGCAGGGGCUGCACUGCAAAAUUUGUAAAAUGAAUGUUCACAUUCGCUGUAAAGGAAAUGUUGCACCAAACUGUGGCGUCAACAGUGUGGAACUGGCCAAUAAGCUGGCAGAGAUGGGGCUACAGGCAGGAGGACUCUCUAAACGCAACUCAGUAGCCCAAGGUGCGACCCAGAUGAGGAUGCCUUCUGAAAGGAGGGAAAGUAAAGAUAUUCGACCGGAGACCCCUCGGCUGGGCAUCUCAAACUUCACAUUUCUUCAAGUGCUCGGCAAGGGCAGCUUUGGCAAGGUGAUGCUGGCAAAACAAAACGGCAAAGACCGGGUUUUCGCAGUCAAGGUGUUGAAAAAAGACAUCAUUUUGCAGGAUGAUGAUGUGGAGUGUACCAUGACUGAAAAGAGGGUGCUGUCAUUGGCUGGCUGUCACCCCUACCUCACGCAGUUGUACUGCUGCUUUCAAACACCGGACCGACUCUUCUUUGUAAUGGAGUUUGUGAAUGGAGGCGAUCUUAUGUUCCACAUUCAGAAGUCAAGGAAGUUUGAGGAGCCCAGAGCGCGUUUCUACACGGCUGAGAUCACCUCCGCUCUCAAGUUCCUGCACAGCAAAGGCAUCAUCUACAGGGAUCUAAAGUUGGACAAUGUUCUUCUUGACAAAGACGGCCACUGUAAGCUGGCCGAUUUUGGCAUGUGCAAAGAGGGCAUAUUUGAAGGCGUGGCCACAGGAACUUUCUGUGGGACCCCGGAUUACAUUGCCCCUGAGAUCCUCCAGGAGAUGCUGUAUGGGCCUUCUGUUGAUUGGUGGGCGCUUGGGGUGCUACUGUAUGAGAUGCUGUCAGGACACGCCCCUUUCGAGGCCGAAAAUGAAGAUGACCUCUUCGAAUCCAUCCUCAACGAAGAGAUAAUUUAUGCUUCUUGGCUCAGUGCAGAGGCAGUGAAUAUACUCAAAGCUUUGUUGACCAAAAACCCGGCUAGACGUCUGGGCUGUGUGGCCUCAGAGGGCGGAGAGGACGCAGUGAGCAGCCAUGCCUUUUUCGAUGGCAUAGACUGGGAGAAGCUGAAUCGUAGAGAGAUGGAGCCACCUUUCAAACCCAGGAUCAAAACACCAGAGGAUGUCAACAACUUCGACCCAGAUUUUACUCAAGAAGAGCCCACCCUCACACCAAUUGACGACCCAAUGAUCCCUUCCAUCAAUCAGGAAGAGUUUCGAAACUUCUCCUUCACUUCGCCCGAACUGCUGGAUAGCUAAGAGUCUCCUUACUGAUGCACCAGCCUGCACUUGUCUCACUCUAUCAUGCAUCUGUAGCUCCAUCUGAGACUCUUCCCAGCAGUACAUACAGUAUGACACUGUCACAUUCCCCAGAGACAUGAGGGUGCAAAGUGGAGAGGAGUCAGCCAAACACAUGCUUGACAAGAACUGAGGCUGCACCUGAUGAACUUUUGAGCGCUCCUGUAAUUCUUGAAAAGUUUGUGUGUGAUCAGCUUUUGAAAUGACAUUUAGUUUUGACUCUGAUCCGUUUUGAUUCAUGCAAAAGUCUGCAAAAGGUAUAUUUGACAAGUUGGUGUGUUUGUAAACCAGUUUGCCAAAGAUGUAUGUUUUAUUGUAUAUUUGCUCUCAUGCAGAUUGAUGAGUUUGCUUUCAGUUCUUCAAAUGAAAAAGCACUUUUAAAGCACAAGGGCAGAAUGUGUGCUUCAUUUAUGCUCCCACACUGCUCACACAGUGGAAUCAAGAGUCAAUUUUAACCACACUGCCAGCGUUUCCCAGAAAAGUAAAGCUGCCAGUUAAAAUCCCGGAACGACUGACUGAGUAUAUGAAAUAGUUUCUCGAUGAUGUGACUCUGGAAAAAAAAACAAACACACACACACACACACACACAGAUCCACACAUGCUGGCUACAUGUGAGUUGAGUCCCUUCAUUUUCUAAACAAAAAGAUAAAACUUAAAUUAAGCAGCAUAUGGAACUCAACUUAAUAUAAAAAGGUUAGAUUAGGUAAACAUUCUAAUUGAAUUAAAGAUUUAAAAGGAUGCUUUGUUUAAGUUGCCAGAGUCGGUUCAUUAUUUAUAAGUC